AUGGCACCGGAAACCCCCGCGAAGCUUAAAGAAGUUCUGGUUGUGACUCCACACUCUCCACCUGUGAUGCGUAAACGAAAGGUGACACCCUCACUUGAACUGUCCUCUCCUAACAAAAUGUGCAUCCUAUCCCCUGAUGCCGUGUUCUCUUCGGGGCAGGGAGUUGUCUGUCUGAAUGACUCCCCUGUGCUUGCACCAUCAAAGAGACUUUUUCCGUUAGGUGAGGCUACUAUCAAUACGAGGUCCCAGAUUAAGACGCAUACCCAUCUAGAGUCAUCAGAGGUGCUAGAGUCGGAGCCUCCGGUAAUCCAAAUUCCGCCGUCCCGACAUGUGAUUCUACCUUUCAACCUUCGUGAAAAACGAACAUUCCAUCGCAAUUCUGCUCACCUUAUGCAGCUGUUUCCUGACACAAAGACAAUUCUAUUCGAUGGCUAUUUUAUGGUGUUUUUGCUCAGCUCCCUGCCACCAAAGCCGUGGCCGCUGACCAUUGCUGGUGUCCAACCAUACUUUACGACGGACGCGGAUGAUACUGGCCCACUGCCGUCAAUGAAGCGUAUGAGCAAAUCGCGCCUUUUCGUAGACGUUAAAAUCGACGUUUCCCACCUUCCACCCUCUCAAGUUGACAAUGCAUUCCAGCUCGUCUUCGAUUUCUUUGCGAAAACUCAGAUCUCUAUCACCCAAGUUCAGUACUGGGGCAAUUUCUUCAUGAUUGUGCUAGAGAACGAAGAAACAGAUAUGAGUGCAGUUCCCCGUUCGAUAGGCUGCUGUAACUGUUUUUAUCUGUUUGACAAGGAGGUACGACGACCGACACGAGACCAACUUCCGGCUCGCAAGCUCAUAGAACCGACUAAUGAUAUUAUCGACAAUAGCAAGUAUGAUACACUGCGUCCCGGCGUCAUUUUGAGUUAUGGCACAUGUUCUACAACAGACUCUGAAUAUCUCACUACCUCUGGUGUACUUGUUGAAGACUCUAACUCCGGUGAGCGAUAUAUCACUGUUGCUUCCCACGGUUUUCCAAAUGACGAUAAAGUCUUCCAUCCGUGUGCUAGCGGUAAAGAGAUUGGUCGUAUCAUCAUGGAGAUCACACACACAGACAUCGCAAUAGUGAAAUUGCAUGAUGAUAUUCCGUUUGUGAAUAAUACUUUCGAGAGCACCAUUGAGGGAAUACGACCUACCCAGUUGCAAAAUUUCGUUAACGUCGAUAGCUUGAUGCCCGGUGACAGUGUCUAUAUGAAUAGCCCUUUUGUUGGUUAUUCUGAAGGUAUCUGUGGACCUCACACUCGUAACCGAAUUCCCCAUGAUGAUCCUAGUCAACCUACAUUCGAAUGGGUUAGAACUCGCUGGUGCUAUAUGGGCCAAGGAUCCACCGAAAGUCUCCGAGAAGGUGUUUGCGGAUCUGCGAUCUGGGAUAAGGAGGGAAAUGUGAUUGGGUUCUUCCGUUUUGCACCGACGUCCGGUCACUUUUUAGAGUGGUCUUUCUGCGUCGGAGCUGAUCAUAUCAUUGAACGCGGUUUUAAAAUUGCGCGAGAGUCCGGACAUUGA
Messenger RNA from Penicillium vulpinum, 1542 nucleotides. RefSeq lists its product as uncharacterized. Lineage: Eukaryota; Fungi; Ascomycota; Eurotiomycetes; Eurotiales; Aspergillaceae. The transcript is spliced from 2 exons. Bases 1 to 1542 code for a protein of 513 amino acids. The record is from RefSeq and is a predicted model, not a curated record.